Messenger RNA from Hyla sarda, 1892 nucleotides. RefSeq names its product G protein-coupled receptor 132 (gene GPR132). The transcript has 3 exons. Gene Ontology annotation, molecular function: G protein-coupled receptor activity. NCBI's taxonomy places the organism in Eukaryota, Metazoa, Chordata, Amphibia, Anura, Hylidae. The record is from RefSeq and is a predicted model, not a curated record. Gene Ontology annotation, biological process: G protein-coupled receptor signaling pathway; G1/S transition of mitotic cell cycle; negative regulation of G2/M transition of mitotic cell cycle. The coding region runs from base 484 to 1596 and encodes 370 amino acids. Gene Ontology annotation, cellular component: membrane.
UUAGUGUAAUGGAAGUUUUCUUCACCAGAGCAGUGGGCUGGGUGGUGGCAAUGUCUGUUUCCCCAUGACCUUUUUUUAUAUACGAAAUUCUCAUUUCAUUUUACAUUUCGGAGGAGACUGAAAGUUCAACAUUUGGCACUAUGUGUGAAUCUCAGAAUUCGUAGAGAAGAUAAAUACAUAUCCAGCAAUGGAAAAUCGAGCAAGAACGUCCACAGAGAGAGAAGAAAAAAAAAAGAGGCUUGAGAGUUCAUCAAAUGACAAAGUGGAAAGUCCUAUUCAUCGUCUGCUAUGAGCAGCCUUUCAAUACGUCUACUUUGCUGAGAAACUUCCUGUUGUGUUAACAAGUGCGAGAUCUGUAGGAACAAAGUCGUAACACAGUACGGAGAGAAAAUAAUCAAACGAAGAAGAAGGGAAAUGUUACAGGCUCCGAAGGAGGUAUGAGGACCAAGGCUGAAGUAAAUGUAAGAAGUAAAUUAGCCGAAAAUGAAACGAGAAUUUGCAGGAAGCAAUGUUACCUUGGACUCUAAUGCUACAAUGAUGGCUUCUUUUAACUCCUCGACUGAUUUACAACAAUGCCAUCCACCCUAUGAUGAUAGCGCCAUUUUUGUCAUUAUACUUUAUAGUAUUGUCCUAGUCAUUGGAGUUCCGGCUAACAUUUUGACCUUGUGGCUGACAUUUUUACAAAUAUGGCGUAAAAACGUGCUGGCUGUGUACCUGUUCAGUCUUUCCCUGAGUGAACUCAUGUACCUCGGGACAAUACCACUUUGGAUUAUCUAUGUAAAAAACAACCAUAUGUGGCAAUGGGGAGCAAUGGCUUGCAAAAUUACAGGAUAUAUUUUUUUCAACAACAUAUAUAUUAGUAUUUUGCUUUUGUGUUGCAUUUCUGUGGAUCGCUACUUGGCCGUGGAAUAUGCCCUAGAGUCCAGGGGGGUCAGGAGACAAAAAAUUGCUAUACUGGUCACUGUGGUUCUUUGCUGCUUGGUGGCACUUAUCCAUUCCCCAGUCUUUAUUAUCAGUGAUGGUGAGCAAACGGAUGGCCAAACCACUUGUUUUGAAACCUUGCCUAUACCGUCACACAUCGCUCAUUUCUAUGUUGCUAGGUUCAUCAUUGGAUUUUUAGUUCCUCUAGCAACGCUGAUUUUUACCAACUCUGUGAUAAAAAAGAGGAUCGAGACAAGUUGUAGUUUUACCAAUCAGCAGAAGACCAAAGUCAAGUAUCUAGCUAUAACCAUCAUAAUUAUAUUCAUGAUCUGCUUCGCUCCUUAUCACUUUGUGUUGCUCACCCGGGGUAUUGCUUACUACUUAAAAGAGAAUUCAGAAAACUUCUGUGAUUUUGAAGAGGAGAUAUACACGGCCUAUUCUAUAUUUCUUUGCCUGGUCACGGUAAAUAGUGUGGCAGAUCCUUUCAUCUAUGUAUUGGUUAGUGAAAAUGUAAGGAAAGAUUUCUGUAGAGCCAUGAAGGGCUGGAGAAGACAACUGUCCAUCAAUAACAGUACCUUUCCACAUACCCACAAUUCUAGAGAUAUACACGUGGACAAAGAGUAUUCUUCACAAAGUGGAUAUGGGAUAACAGAUAUACUGCAGGACAGAGACUGAUCCAAUGGUGGACUGUUGAAAAAUACAAAAUAAUUGUGAUGCUCAUAAUUUUUAUUUUAUUUAUGUUAUUUAUUUUUUCAGCAAAUAUGUAAAUAUCCAUCACUGCUCGUUUUCCUUACACAAUUCACCUUUAAUAAAUUCCAAGUGAAAGAAUUCUAAGGUCUGAUAGAUGACUUAUUUUUAAGGUGUGUAUAUGAACCUGGAAAAUUGUAUCUUGAUGUGACAGUGUAUUAAAGGGGUACUCCGGCGCUAAGACAUCUUAUCCCCUAUCCAAAGCAUAGGGAAUAAGAUGUCUG